This is a messenger RNA of Aspergillus ibericus CBS 121593, 2690 nucleotides long. It is a transcript of the gene dppV, whose product is annotated as dipeptidyl peptidase DppV. Gene Ontology annotation, biological process: proteolysis. Lineage: Eukaryota; Fungi; Ascomycota; Eurotiomycetes; Eurotiales; Aspergillaceae. Gene Ontology annotation, molecular function: serine-type endopeptidase activity. The record is from RefSeq and is a predicted model, not a curated record. The transcript has 8 exons. Bases 376 to 2559 code for a protein of 727 amino acids.
CUGCCAAGUACGGGAGGACAUCAUGGGGGACAUGGGGGAUGCCUGAAUGAAGGAAUGGAUCGAUGGAGGACAGGGAAUCAACCAAUGCUCUUGGCACUGCAAGCCCAGACCAGCGCUUUGGCUGUGCCGCCCUUGCUUGGGCCUUUACCAGCCAGGGGGGUUAUCGAUGCUGGCUGGCUGCUCUCUUGGUUGGGCCCUCGAUUUGGCAGCUCGUGAAGCAGCCAUGCGUCCAUCCGGGAAGCUCCUCCCCUCCCUCCACCGCAAAUCUCAGCGGUACCCCUCCGCCCAUAAAUUGGCGGUAUCACCCAUUUCAUCCUCCCCUGGGCUCGUGGGCCAGUCAUUCCUUUUCGCGUCGAACUACGUCAGGUCCUCACCAUGGGAGCUCUACAGUGGCUUGCGCUCACGGUUGCUGCGGCAUCCGCAGCAUCGGCCUUGACCCCAGAGCAGAUGAUCAGUGCUCCACGGAGAACCGAAGUCAUUCCGAACCCCUCAGGUGACACUGGACUGUUCUCAACAUCACAAUACUCAUUUGACACUCAUUCAAGCGACACAUGGUGGAGCUUGAUCGAUCUCGACUCGGGAGAUACCAAGGCCCUUACUGAUGACAGCAAUGUUUCCGAGAUGAUCUGGCUGGGCUCGGACAGCUCCACGGUCCUCUACAUCAACAGCACCAAUGCACAAAUUCCAGGUGGCGUGGAGUUAUGGAUUGCAGACACUUCGGACUUUGCCAAUGGCUACAAAGCAGCCUCCCUCUCAGCCAAUUUCCUCGGCAUCAAGUCAGUCGUUACAGACUCUGGUGACGUGAAAUACAUCUUGCGCGGAAAAUCGCUUCCAAACGGAACUGCCUAUAACGACCAACUUGCGACACCUUUGCCGAGUUCAGCUCGCAUCUACGACAGCAUCUUCGUUCGGCACUGGGACACCUACCUUACCCCCAUUUCGCACGCUAUAUUCUCAGGCACAUUGCAAAGCUCAGCCAGUGAGGACGGCAAAGUCCAGUAUAGCUCCACAGGGACCUUGGAGAACUUGGUUAACCCGGUCAAGGGUGCCGAAAGCCCUUUCCCUCCCUUUGGUGGCAACUCAGACUAUGACCUCUCGCCAGACGGGAACUGGGUUGCGUUCAAGAGCAAGGCUCCAGAGCUGCCUCUUGCUAACAACACGGCUUCUUAUAUUUACCUCGUCCCACAUGAUGGUUCUGCGAAGGCAUUUGCAAUCAACGGACCCGACAGUCCUGCCACUCCGGAGGGGAUUGAAGGUGAUUCUAGCAACCCAGUGUUCUCUCCCAACAGCGACAAAUUGGCAUACUUCCAGAUGGCAGAUCGGGAAUAUGAGUCGGACCGCCGCAUGCUGUAUGUGUACACGAUUGGUUCCGAUCAGACCAUUCCGAGCCUUGCCAAAGAUUGGGACCGGUCUCCAGACACUGUUAAGUGGGUCGAUCAAGACAAUCUGGUAGUGACAAGUGAAGACCUAGCUCGGACUAGGCUGUUCUCUCUUCCAGUUGAUGCUGGGGAUGACUUCAAGCCGACAAACUUCACAGAUGGCGGCUCUGUGUCAGCGUAUUACGUUCUACCUGACUCCACCCUUCUUGUCACUGCCAGCGCUUUCUGGUCAAGCUGGAACGUUUACACUGCAAGUCCAGACCAGAGCGUUAUCAAAACAUUGGCAUUAGCCAACGAGAUCGAUCCUGAGCUCAGCGGGCUUGGCCCAGCUGACAUUGAUGAGUUCUACUACGAUGGCAAUUGGACUACUCUCCAUUCGUGGAUCAUCUAUCCCGAGGGCUUCGACAAGUCCAAGACGUACCCGCUGGUCUUCUACAUCCACGGCGGACCUCAAAGUGCCACGACCGAUUCCUGGAGCACACGGUGGAACCUGAAGGUCUUUGCGGACCAGGGAUAUGUAGUCGUCGCACCAAACCCUACAGGGAGUACUGGUUUCGGUCAGAAGCUAACCAAUGCGAUUCAAUCCGACUGGGGCGGCGCUCCCUACGACGACCUCGUCAAAGCCUGGCAAUACGUUCACGACAACUUCGACUUCAUCGACACCGACAACAGCGUCGCCGCAGGAGCCAGCUACGGUGCCUUCAUGAUCACCUGGAUCCAAGGCAGCGAGUUUGGCCGGAAAUUCAAAGCCCUCGUCAGCCACGACGGUCCAUUCGUCGGCGACGCCAUGAUCGAGACAGACGAACUAUGGUUCAUCGAACAUGAUUUCAACGGCACCUUCUGGGAAACCCGCGACGCAUACCACAACACCGACGCCUCCGGCCCCGAACGGGUCCUCCAAUUCAGCACCCCCCAGCUCGUCAUCCACAGCGACAACGACUACCGUAUCCCCGUCUCCGCGGGCAUCGGACUCUUCAAUGUCCUCCAGGAGCGAGGCGUGCCUAGUCGGUUUUUGAAUUUCCCUGACGAAGACCAUUGGGUUACGAAGCAAGAGAAUAGUCUGGUUUGGCAUCAGCAGGUUUUGGGCUGGUUGAAUCGGUAUUCUGGAGUAGAGGAGGCGAAUCCGGACGCUGUUAGUCUGGAUGAUACGAUCAAUCCGGUUGUGAAUAUCAAUGCGUGAUGUGGUGCGGUAUCUGUCUAUUGGGUGGUCUUAGAUGUUGAAUGGAUGAGACGAGCACCUGUGUCAGACCUGAUGUGUAAUCGUAAUUUAUUCUGUAGCGACAAGUGGUCAACCAACCCGUUAUACCAUAC